Molecule: messenger RNA, 2745 nt
Organism: Adineta ricciae
Lineage: Eukaryota; Metazoa; Rotifera; Eurotatoria; Adinetida; Adinetidae
Source: the annotation of a GenBank genome assembly
AUGGAUACGAAACGGCAAGAUUCAUCUGAGAAGAAUUUCAGUAAAUCUGGCCCAAUGCCACAUUCAUCAACACCACUAUGGAAAAGAACUCGUUCCAAUUCGUUGAGCAAUGAACUGGACGGCGAAGAAAAACCGUCGAAUGAUGGCACAACGACUCCACAACCUUCUCAAAAGCCUGAUGUCAAGGCAAUUCGAAGACAAUUUGAAAAUAUGAAACCUGUAGACAAACCUGUACCAUAUAAUUCGCACAAACGAACGUCAAUUCCAACACUAUUGGGACCGCCUGUUCAGAAAACUCACCAUGCUCGCACACCGCCUCCUACAGCACCACUAAACAACAUGUUACCAUUAGAAAACAAUCAAUCAUCAGUGUUCCAAUUUAAUGUUUCUCGAAACUCGAAAUCGUCAUCCCCUCCACCACCACCCGUACCACCACGAAACGGAACAAAAGAAUCUUUAAUACAAAAAACUCUUGUAUUGAGCAUGAAAAACGUUCUGAACAAUAGGACAAAUUCCUCAUCAAUAGAAGAAUCUGGCAGUGUACCAUCGCCAACGCCUAACACCAAUGAUUCCUCCGUCGUAUCAAAAGACAAUCCUACGAAAUCACGAGAUUCAGUACAACACAUGCGUGCAUACUUCGAAAACAAUCAACAUUUUUAUCUACCGGGAACGGAUAAAAGUGAUAAUACGGCGUCUAAUAAAUCCUCAUCGUCUAGCGCCUCUCAAAACCCUCAUCAACCCCCACCACGUCCUGCACCACGUCCCGAAGUGUAUCUUAAAUCACAAGUGAAUUCUUGGCAUUCCAUGCCCUCGUUUGAUCCUGCUGAUAGUGCAACAGGCGACUCCAGUGUUUCAUCCAAUCAAAAUUUAAGUCGUCGUACAUCGUCGGAGAGUUCAUUUACAGACGAAGAAGCUGAAUUUGAUGCUCAACGAGUUAAACUUCGUAAAUGUAUAGAAGAAGUGCAUGCAACAGAAAAAACUUACGUAAAUAUUUUAUAUAUUUUAUCCGUUAAACUUUCGGCUGAAGUUAAAAACACAUGUCACAGAGAUGAUGAUGCGAUUUUGAAAUUUAACUCAACAUAUAAACCAUUACUUGGAACAAUCCAACAAAUUUAUAAACUUCAUAAUGAACUUAUUCUUCCUGAAAUUGAAGAAUAUAUUUCAGGACAACGAACCGGUAAUAUGUGGUCAGUCUUCGAAAAGAAUUUCAAAGUUAUUGAAGUGUUAUAUAAACACUACUACGUCACAUAUUACGAUACCCAAGGUAAAUUAGAUGAAUUAUGUCGAACAUCGCCUUUAAUUAAUGAAGCGAUGCUUAAAUGUCAAGUUCUUUUGGGUAAUUUGUAUCCAAUCACUCAACUUAAUUGUCCUAAUCAACGUUUACUUCGAUAUAUCCUCUGUCUGAAGACAUAUAUCAAACAUUUACAUGUCAAUUCGGAUGAACAUAGGUAUUCACAAUCUAUCCAUGAUGAACUCGAUCGGAUAGCUGUACGUUGCGAAGAAGAAUUAGUGGUAUCUGCUGUCCAAUUUAAUGAAUUAAAAGAACGUUUAGAGAAUCGAUUUGAAUGUAUUAAAGACCAUCGUAAACUUCUUUGGCAUGGCCCAUUGAAGAAACAAUCGCCACGACGACAUGCAGAUAUCGCUCCCCGUUACGUGAUCUUAUUUUCCGAUUGUAUACUAGUUUGUACAGACGAAUCUGGACGUAAACUCGACGUUAAUCGGGAAUUAUCCAUGAAAGGUAUAACAGUUGAUGUCAUGAAAGGUGGACGAACAUCAUUAAUGCCAAAUGUUGAUCAACCAAUGACUGGAAUAACUUAUUACCCGUUUCGCGUCAAUGCAGUAGAGAAAUCUUACGAAUUUCUGGUUGACAAGGAAUCGGAUCGAGACACUUGGGUAAAGAAAAUCAGACAAGCAAGCAACGAAUAUGAGAAACGAAAUAGCACUAUUGAAGUAGCCCAACGGACACAAUCUGUUCAUACUUACUUAAAACGGAAACAUUUUCGUUUUUUUUCGAUUUCAGUUCGUCAAUCCGGUCGGCGUACAGAUGAACAACAUAAACUCGGCGAUCGUGCACCUGCUUGGAUCAAUGAUCUCGACGUGACUCGUUGUCAAAACUGUAAUAAUCGUUUCCCGCAAAUAUUAAUUUCGUCGCGUCGGCAUCAUUGUCGAUCUUGUGGACAUUGCAUCUGCGGUUCUUGCUCAACAAAAAAACUACUUUUGGAAUAUUGCAAAAAUGAAGGUGAAGUGCGCGUUUGUGAUACAUGUUAUACACAUUUUACUGGCACAGUACUAAGUAAAAAUACCAGUGUUUGGCCGAAACCAACACGCGAGGUUGAUGAAACGAUUUUAUUCGGUGACUUUCGUACAAAUAAUUCUGGUGCUACAGUCUGGAUUGCUCUUCAAGAAGAUUAUCAAUUGCAUGUCUAUGGGGCGAGACUCGAUCAAGCGGAAGAUUAUGCAAUAAAAUUAUCUGAUCUACUUGAUUUGCAAUUAGAUAAAGACUCACGAACAUUUACCUUGCGAGAAACGACCAAGACACAUACGUUUUCUCUUGAAGUCGGCCAUAAGAUAACUUAUAAGAAAAGUGAUGUGCUCGACGAAAAACUGAAAAACUCCACUAGUAAUUUGAACUUCUACACAGAUCUUUGGUUUGAAGCCAUUCAGCUAGCGCGUUCCACGACACUUCCAACGUGGUAUGUAAGAAAUCGUGAUUCAUCUGAUAGUGGAGUAAGUAAUGUGGGUUAA